AGGCUACUUUGCUUCUCUCAUGGGGAUGUUUGCUGGGAUUUCCUGCCAGGACAAACUCCAGCUGCUGAGGCUGUGGUACCACGAGAGCUGCCGGGUCUUCUGUGAUCGCCUGGUCACCAAGGAGGACGUGACCUGGUUUGACAACCUGAUGAGAAGUAUGAUGGAGAAACUAGACACCACUUUUGAAGAGGUUGUCCCAUCCCAGCCAGUUCUGUUUGGGGACUUCAUGGAACCAGGGGCACAUAUCAGACUGUAUGAAGAAAUUGAAAGCCCGGAAAAGCUGAAAGGUGUGCUUGAUGACUACCUGGAAGAGUACAACCAAACCAGCACUGCAGAGCUGAAGCUGGAGCUUUUCAUGGAUGCAAUGCAACACAUCUGCCGGAUCAGCCGGAUCCUGCGGCAGGCCCCAGGGAAUGCCCUUCUGCUGGGUGUUGGGGGGAGUGGGAGGCAGUCUCUCACCAGGCUGGCAUCUCACAUGGCAGAAUAUGAGUGUUUCCAGAUCGAAUUGUCCAAGAAUUACGGUGUGACCGAAUGGCGAGAUGAUGUGAAGAAGGUCAUGAUGAAGGCAGGCCUUCAGAGCAUACCCAAGACAUUCCUGUUUGUGGAUACGCAGAUUAAAAGUGAGUCUUUCCUUGAGGAUAUCAACAACCUGCUCAACUCUGGUGACAUUCCCAACAUUUACAGCACCGAUGAUCAAGAACAGAUCAUGACAGCCAUGAAACCUGUUGUGCGAGACCUGGGCCAGCAGCCCACCAAGGCCAACCUGAUGGCUGCAUACACAGGACGGGUCCGCAGUAACAUCCACAUGGUCCUGUGCAUGAGGUAUAACUCAAGGGUAGGAUGGUACUAUUAGCGUUAAUUAUUCCUC
Molecule: messenger RNA, 868 nt
Organism: Coturnix japonica (Japanese quail)
Lineage: Eukaryota; Metazoa; Chordata; Aves; Galliformes; Phasianidae
Source: RefSeq, a predicted model, not a curated record